This is a messenger RNA of Gongylonema pulchrum, 306 nucleotides long. Lineage: Eukaryota; Metazoa; Nematoda; Chromadorea; Rhabditida; Gongylonematidae. The record is from the annotation of a GenBank genome assembly.
AUGCAGGAGUGGCUCUGGGUGGCGAUGUUUUUCUAUCGGGCGAAACUGGCAGUAGCGAAACGCAUCAGUAAAGACUCGAAAGAUCCCACACUUUACGAGAAGACGAAAAGGUAUGUGCGAUCGCGAAUGGGUAUCUAUUGGGAACACAUGAGCAAAUCUCCGUGGUCAUCACUGCCCGAGCUAACAAAUGCUGACGGCAACGAGUGCAUAUACUCGUGUGGCGCCCAAGCCUGGACUGUUGGCUGCUUAUUGGAAACCGUCAAUGACUUGUACCAGCUGUGCAAGAAGCCCGCUGAAAGGACCUAA